AUUAGAAAAGGAGAGAUUUACACAAAGUGUGUUGUCGAUUUCUUGGCUUAAUGUCGUUAAAAGUUUAAAAUGAAGCAGCAAAGAGAUGUGGUGUGUUUGAAGAUGUUUCUGGCAUAUAAUUUGGGUUGUAAACUCAGUAACAGGGAACAUGUAAACAAGACUGGUAAUGUGUGAUUUCGGCGUAGUCUUCACAUUUAUGACUCUAGAUGUCAAGAGUAAGAUACAUUAGCUUAUUAAUAUACCUAUAUGUUUUCAAAGUGAGCUUCCUCAAUCUGUUAACCUGCAUUUUCUAGCUCAUUAGUGUACGUUUGACAGAAGCAGCUUCAUAUCUUUCCAAUCAUCCAAUGAGAGAGCAGAUAUUUCUGACAGACGCACGGUUUAACCAAUCAUCAGCUCCAAAACAUGAAGAAUGCGGAAGUAGCGCUCUCCCUUCACAUCGAGCUCUGAAGGAGCUUCAUACAUGCUGCUAAAACACCGGGUCAGUUUUAGUCAAACUUACCGGAGAACUAGCUUCCUCAGACAUGUCGCUGCUCCGGUUCAGUCUGUGGAUAAAACAAGAAUCAACAGCGAGUUUUUCGCAACACAGGCUCCAUUAAAAACACGAUAAAGUAGAAAAGAAUGACAGAUCUCCUGAAACUAGCUCCACUACGAAUCAAUGAAGGAUGAACCCGUGACGUCAACUGACCGACUGGAGGUCGUUUCCGGGUUCCUUCUGUGAGCCUACUCUUCCGGGUAGAGAGCAGAGAGUUUCCCUUGGCCCAGAACCUUAAAAUCACAGGGAAACAUCUUGAUGGGUUAUGUCAGUGCGGGACGCCCGAAUGUACUCUUCUCUUGUAUAAGGUAUGGGCAUGAAAGGCGGAUUCUGUACAGAGAAUUGUCGGACCUGGAGGUGUCUCCCUUUUCCUGUAGAACCAUAUUUGCCGCUGGUGCGCAGUCUCCGCUAGUUUGUCGGGCGGUGCAACGGUUCUUAAAAUCAACUGGCUGUAUGACAGACUGUAAGUAGGUGCUAUACCUAGCCUGUGGAGGGCAGCAUUACACUCCCCAGUGUACAGCCUGCCGGAAUCCCAUUAGAAGAAGAAGAACGUUUCCUGGUGGAAGUGAAAUAAGGACACAGAUCUGAGUGUUUUUCUCUGGAAAUGUUGAUGCAUAAUCUACCAGGUGGCAGUCAAGCCCUCUAUCCACAUUCAAAAGCUCCUGUGACUACAAUAACUCCAGACCAUACAGAGAUUUUUGGACAAAAACAACGACCUGCUCUUCAGGAACUUUAAAGGAGGUGUGUCUGGGUGGAUUCCUGUUUUGGGUCCUGUUUAACCGAUGUCCCAUCUGAGGCUCAUUGCAGUCAGUCAUGGAUCCUCCAGCGAUUCGGGUGUGGACGUGGGCGCAUCUUUGGGCCUUCUUGAGCUGGGUGUGCGUCGCUCAAGCAGAGCCAGGACCGCAUUAUAUGGUGGCCAUCCCUGCAGUUCUUGAAGCUGGAGCUGAAACCCUUUUCUGUGCCAGUCUCCUGGAGCACAACGAGACUCUGGCCAUGACCGUCACUCUGAUGUCCCAAAAGGAGAAUAUGACCCUGAUGGAGGAUGAAUCCAGUCAGGACUUUCACACCUGCUUUAACUUCACGGUCCCGUACAGGUGGUAUGAAGUGGCAAAGCUGGAGGUGAAGGUCAAAGGACAGACGUUUUCCUCCAAAGAAGUCAUAAAAGUCCUGAUCAGAGCCUACCAACCAAUGACGUUCAUCCAAACAGAUAAACUGAUCUACCUUCCUGGACAAACAGUGAAUUUCAGAGUCGUCUCAAUCGACAACAAGUUCAGACCUGUCAGCCGGCUGUACACCACGAUCCACGUUCAGGACCCGAAACGCAACAUGAUUGGACAAUGGCUGAAUGAAACAUCUGAUGGUAGAAUAUUGCAGCUGUAUCACUCUCUGAACUCUGAGGCCAGUGAAGGAAUGUACCGUGUCAUCGUGAUGAUUGGAGUAGAGAGAAUUGAGCGCACCUUUAAGGUGGAGAAAUACGUUUUGCCUAAAUUUGACAUAAAGAUCGAAUCAUCUGAUGAAGUUAGUAUUGGGCAGGAAGAAAUCAGAGCUGAAGUGUGCGCAAAGUAUACGUAUGGACAGCCUGUGCUUGGGAAUAUCAUAUCCAAGCUGUGCCGACCAUUUUCUCAGUAUUAUCGGAGCAGUGAUACCAAGGAGACGACAGCUCCAUGUUUUGUAGAGACAAAGAAGGCAGACAAAUUGGGCUGUGCCACUUUACUCUACAAGAUGUCCGAUUUCAGAGUGCUUGAUCGAUAUGAUUUUCAACAAUCCCUCACACUCAGUGUCAAAGUGGAGGAGGAGGGAACAGGAACAACACAUGAACAAGAGAAGAGCAUCAAGAUUUCAGAUGUUAUUGCAAAGCUGAGCUUUAUUGACACACCAAAGCUCUACAAGCAGGGGUCAGAGGUCAUGGGAAAAGUCAAAGCCGUUCAUUACAACAACACACCCAUUCCUGACAUGUCCCUGUACCUGUUCGAGGGUUUUAGGAGGCAACUACGUGAGAUCCACUAUCUUACAACUGACAGCGAAGGUGUGGCAGCUUUCACAUACAACCCGGGUGAUGCUGAUGAAGACAUCGAUCUUCUUGUGAAGGACAAACAGGAUAGUUUAAUAAGUCCCAAUUCUCUACAAGCUGGAUACGUAAAGUCCAGUGUUCACAAGUUGACUCUGAGCCAAGACUCCUCUACAGACAGUAAAACAGUCUGCUCUGUUGAAGUGCAGAAAAAAGAUCAACCAAUUCCCUGUGACACAGAAGAAGACAUUUCCAUCAAGUACACCGUAUUCGCAGAGAAGCAGGGCUCUGCAAAUGUGAUUUAUGUGGUCUUAUCCAGAGGAGCUAUCGUCAAGCAAGGAUUCAACAAGAUCGAAGUGCCAGAUGAAACAGUGAUCAAGGGCCAGAUGUCCUUUAAGCUGAGAGUGUCUCCAGAGAUAGCCCCAGUCAUCCAGGUGGUGGUGUACGCUGUCCUCCCCAGUGGGAGGGUGAUCGCCCACAGUGCUGAGUUCCCCACGGAGAAAUGCUUCGGCAACAAGGUGUCUCUGGAGUUUUCUCUGUCCGCAGUUGUCCCCGGAGAGGAAAACACCCUGAAGGUGACGGCCCAGCCUGACUCUCUGUGUGGUCUGAGCAUUGUCGACCAGAGUGUCCUCAUCAAGGAGCCGGGGAAAACUCUGAAUGCAGAAAAGAUAUUCAACUUGUUGCCUGUCACAAAAACAACUUCUAUUCCUCACGCAGCUGAAGAUCAACAGGAAUGCUUGGAUGUGAGACAUAAGAAGUAUGCCAUCAUGUCUGGUGAUGACAACAUGAAAGAUGCUUACGAUGUUUUAAAGGAUGUCGGAUUGAAGAUGGCAACGAACUUGAAUAUCAGAACUCCCACAUGUAUACUAUAUGGAGGGAGGAAAUACACACAAUACAAACACCGGCAUGAAGAAUAUUUCGGGUUUUCUGCAUUUACUGAUGAUCUACUGGAAUCGGACUCAUUUGAGGAUUCUGAAAUGGAUUUUCUGGCAACUUUGCCAGAAGAGACAGUCCGCACUUUCUUCCCAGAGACCUGGCUGUGGGACCUGGUAGAAACUGGAGCGUCUGGAACAAAAGUCGUCCCCCUCACCGUCCCUGACACCAUCACCACCUGGGAGACGGAGGCUUUCUGUUUGUCCCCUCAAGGUUUCGUCUUGGCUCCCCGAGAGAAGCUCACCGUCUUCCAGCCCUUCUUCCUGGAGCUCAGCCUGCCGUACUCCAUCAUCCGAGGGGAGAACUUUGAGCUAAAGGCAACUGUCUUCAACUACCUGUCCAGCUGCAUCAUGGUCACUGCCACCCCAGACGCCUCCUUGGAUUUCACACUCACCCCAAACCCUGAAGACGAGUACACAACCUGUCUGUGUGGCAAUGAACGCAAGACCUUCAGAUGGAUCCUGACCCCUUCAACCGUAGGGGAUGUGACGGUGUCUGUGUCUGCUGAAGCCGUGACCUCCCAUGUCUCAUGUGACAACAAGAUGGUGGGCGUGCCAGAGAGAGGUCGUAAAGACACGGUUAUAAGAAAUCUCAAAGUAAAGGCUGAAGGGAUCGAGAAGACCGUGACCUCUAGCUGGCUUCUCUGUCCUCAAGACGAGACUUUGGCAGUGGAAACAGAAAUUCUUCUCCCUGCUGAUGUGAUUGAGGGAUCUAGCCGUGCUCUUGUUUCAGUCCUGGGUGACAUCCUGGGCCGAGCUCUGAACAACCUGGGCGGGCUGCUGCGGAUGCCGUACGGGUGUGGCGAGCAGAACAUGGCGCUCCUGGCCCCCAACAUCUACAUCCUCCAAUACUUGAGAGACACAAACCAGCUGACGCCAGCCACCAGAGAGAAGGGCGCCAACUUUCUGGCCAGUGGUUCCCAGAGACAGCUGAACUACAAACACUCCGACGGGGCUUACAGCGCAUUUGGAACAGGCUUAGGACACACCUGGCUGUCGGCCUUUGUGAUGAGAUCUUUCCAUCAGGCACGACAAUUUGUCUUCAUUGACCCAAGCGUGACUGAUGGAGUUGUGACAUGGCUGAAAUCUAAACAACAGAGCAAUGGCAGCUAUACUCAGCAGGGAAAACUCUUCCACAACGAGAUGAAGGGCGGUGUUUCUGAUGAGGUGACUAUCACUGCGUACGUCACAGCUGCCUUCCUGGAGAUGAAUCCGACUGUUACCGAUUUGGUCUCUAAGAGCCUCUCUUACCUGAAGCAGACCCACAGUGACCUCAGCAACACAUACGCCACAGCUCUGCAGGCGUACGUCUUCUCUCUGGCCAGAGACAUGGAGACCCGCGCCUUACUUUUGACUCACCUAAACAACGUGGCAUUAAAACAAGGAGAUUUCAUCCACUGGUCUCAGACAGGGACGGACUCCUCCAGCUCUUUGUGUGUGGAGAUCAGCUCUUAUGUGCUGCUGUCCGUACUCAGUGUCUCUCCUUCUGCUGAAGAACUGGGAUUCGCCAGCAGCAUUGUCAGAUGGCUGACCACCCAGCAGAACUACUACGGAGGCUUCUCCUCCACACAGGACACAGUGGUGGCUCUUCAGGCUCUGGCUCUCUACUCCACUCAUGUGUUCAGUCCAGAAGGUUCAAGCGCUGUGACGGUCCAGUCUCCCAGCAGUCAGCUGGAUUUCACAGUGAGCCAGGAGAACAAGCUGCUCUACCAGGAGCAGCUGCUGAAGGACGUGACAGGAAGGUACAAAGUGGAAGUAACGGGAUCGAUGUGUGCAUCAGUGCAGAUUUCUCAUCACUUCAACACCCCGCCUCCGACCGUGGACAACACCCUCAGUGUAGAGGUUGACACAAAGGCUAACUGCAGCGUCUCACCCAACAAAUUCUCCAUGACUCUGGACAUAAAGUGCCUAUACAAUGGGGAGAGGAAUUUUUCCAACAUGGCGAUCCUGGAUGUCAAAAUGCUCUCUGGAUUUGUCCCACACCCGGAGUCUCUGAAGAAGCUCAAGAAUGAAAAAUUUGUGGAGCGUGUUGAACAAAAAGGAGACCACGUUCUGGUGUACAUCAAAGAGUUAUCAAAGGACGAACCCAUCUCCUACUCGUUAGAGCUCACACGGAAGUUCCCAGUAAAGUACCUUAAAGCAGCUGUGAUCAAACUCUAUGACUACUACCAGCCAAGUGAUUUGGAUCAUGCACAAUACAUCUACCCGUGUCUUGUAACGAUCUUUAAUAACCGACAGAAUGGAAGGAAAAUGGAAGAAGACUGUGACUCUUUGCUGUAAAUAAUUCAGUUUUCUUGUUUCUUCUGCAGCGUGAACUUUGCAGCGUGUCCGUCUGUGAUUUCUCUAUGAUUGAUGUUGAAGUUUACUCAAAGUUUCUCUGAACAUGCAGAAACAGACAACAUCCCUUGCAGCUUUGUACGUCUGAUAGAUGAACCAGUUCUCAACGAAGAAUCAAAUAAAGAAACCUGGACACCUAAAAA
Messenger RNA from Notolabrus celidotus (New Zealand spotty), 5952 nucleotides. RefSeq names its product alpha-2-macroglobulin-like. NCBI's taxonomy places the organism in Eukaryota, Metazoa, Chordata, Actinopteri, Labriformes, Labridae. The transcript is spliced from 38 exons. Bases 1346 to 5752 code for a protein of 1468 amino acids. The record is from RefSeq and is a predicted model, not a curated record. Gene Ontology annotation, cellular component: extracellular region. Gene Ontology annotation, molecular function: endopeptidase inhibitor activity.